CCAAUCAAAUGUCGAACAUCAUCUUCAAGUAAUGGUUGUUACGGUCAAAUUCGAGCUUGAAAUCCUUAGAUCUAAAGGUUUCAUGGUCGAAUUUGACCGUAUGAAACCAUAUUCGAGUGAAAUUCAAAGGAAAAAUGGUAAUAUAGAUUAGUGGGUGAAGUUGAGGGGGCAUGUGAUGAUGAAACUGGCAGUGCAAUUAAUGAGGGACAUUUGGGUAAUGGUAAGGAGCAUGUAGAAGGGUAUUUGGGAGAUGAUGCAGCGUGUGAGGACGGGGGAUCAGACCACACUGCAACUGACUUGCGGUCUGAAGAGGCUGCCCACAACCAGCUUGCGGAGGAGACUGCCAGCCACACAAAUCAGCGUGCUGGGCCCUCUGUCGUAGCUGGUACAGGGGUCUUGGAGGGCGGACUGGGUGAUGAGCAAACCCAGCAGCCCGCGCCACACUUGCAAGCGUCAUAGCUUUGGGAAAAGGCAUGAGAUCGAAGUAUCCCUCGAUUAAACUCCGUGAUUAUGUGACGCAUACUAUACAGAAUAAAAGUCCAUCUACACCAACUCAGAGUUCACUCGUGACAUCAUCUCCCUCAGAAGGGAAUGAACCCAAAAGUUUUAGGGAGGCCAUGAAACACGAGGGUUGGAGAAAGGCAAUGGCAGAUGAGAUACAGGCAUUUGAAGAACAGGGUACUUGGGUGCUAGAAAAAUUACCACCUGGUAAAAAGGCACUCUGGAGCAAGUGGGUGUACAAAGAAAAAUAUGAUGAGCAUGGGAAUUUGCAGAGAUUGAAGGCAAGGCUAGUUGUCUUUGGCAAUCAUCAGGUUGAAGGUUUAGACUACAAUGAGACGUUUGCUUCGGUAGCAAAAAUUGUUAAAGUUUGAACUUUUCUUGCAGUAGCGGCGGUGAAAAAUUGGGAAGUCCAUCAAAUGGACGUCCAUAAUGCGUUUCUUCAUGGUGAUUUGGAAGAAGAAGUAUAUAUGAAAAUUUCUCCUGGUUUUGAGAAAGAUAAUUUUGACAAAGUUUGCAGGAUGAAGAAAUCAUUAUACGGGCUUAAACAAGCUCCUCGUUGCUGGUUUGCAAAGCUUGCUACAGCUUUGAAACAGUAUGGCUUUAAACAGUCAUAUUAUGAUUAUUCUUUAUUUACUCUGACAAAGGGUAAAAUGCAGCUUAAUGUGUUGGUGUAUGUCGAUGAUUUAAUUGUUGCAGACAACGAUAAAAAUGCUAUGCUCAGUUUUAAAUCAUAUCUGGAAGAUUGUUUCAAGAUGAAAGAUCUUGGAGUGUUGAAAUAUUUUUUGGGGCUAGAGGUAGCCCAGAAUAAACAGGAAAUUUUUAUUUUCCAGAGGAAGUAUGCGCUGGAUAUUAUUACUGAAGCUGGUUUACUUGAUGCUAAACCUGCAUAGUUCCCUAUGGAACAAAAUCACAAGUUAGCACUAUCACAUGGAGAGUAUUUUUACGAUAUUGAGAAAUAUCGUCACCUCAUAGGUCGACUGAUUUGUUUGUCUAUUACUAGGCCUGAUUUAGCAUAUUUUGUACACAUUUUAUCUCAGUUUAUGCAAAAUACCGGGAUUGAAUAUUGGGAAUAGAGGUGGCAAUUUGUGUCAGUGGGUUGGGUUCGGGUCAGAUUUCGGGUCGAUUUCGGGUUAUACUUAAAAA
Molecule: messenger RNA, 1644 nt
Organism: Chenopodium quinoa (quinoa)
Lineage: Eukaryota; Viridiplantae; Streptophyta; Magnoliopsida; Caryophyllales; Amaranthaceae
Exons: 3
Coding region: 474-872 (132 amino acids)
Source: RefSeq, a predicted model, not a curated record